AUGGUGGGAAGCAAUAAGGGUGCAAACAUGUAUUUUAUUGUAGCUGCUUUCAGUUUGACCCCAAGAUCAUGCACUGGUCUGACAGUAUGCAGAGGGAGUGAGAUUCAAAUGAGGCUGCAGUUUCAAUAUUGUCCUAGUGAACAUCAAGAGGAGGUUUUGAAGAGACUUGGUUUAGGGAAAGAGUUGCAGGAAUUAAGGAACAGAUUUCACAGUAUUUGUUGCCGUAUGUGCGGAUCCUUUGUGCUGUCUCCUGACAGGUAGGUUACAUUCAUGUGAAGUUAUAAAGUUGACAAGUUGUCAGCUUCUACAUUCACAAGAUUUAGAUCAGUUUUUACUGGCUUGGAAGCAGUGUAAAGUUGCUUUACAUAGGAGAAUCACUCAUUUUCAGUACCGGCAGGCCAUCUGAUAGAGUGCUAUAAAAAAUCAGAAAUUGUGUGAUAUUUCCAGGGUAGAUUGUGCGAUAAGAUAGGACUAUUAUGCGGUAAAUUAUGUGAUUUUUUCAGGGUUAAUUUACAUUGUUUUACCAGGUUUCAAAGGAACCACUUUAAAAAAUCACUUUAAUGUUGUUUAACAGGCAAUCUGAAUGUAAAGGAAUAAUAAAACAUCCAUUUUAAAACAAAACAGUUAAAUUUGUCCGAUUAUUUUGACACGGAAAAGAAAAAGGGCACUUGUUUAAUAUUACAUGAUUCCUUUACACGGCUGACCACUCUGCUUGUCUCUAACAUCAAAAUGGCUGCCGUGAUACCGUGAUCGAAGGUUUCAGAUGUCUUGCAAGGCUUUGUUUAGUGGUAAAUCACUUAAAUAACCUUAAGAUUAGGAAAAUGUUUCAUUAAAGUUAGAAUUUAUUGUUUACUUUACUUGAAUUUAGCAUAUUUUUACGAAUUAUGCGAUUUUCCCCAAAUUGUGUGAUCAGAUGUGAUUUGAGGUCAAUUGUGUGAAAUCGCACCAUCGCGUAAUAUCAGAUGGCCUGGUAAAUCCUCUAUUAAGCCCCCCUCCCUCUAAUAAGCCCCCCUUUUCAGGGAAGAAAAUUAAUAAGCCCCCCUCUCUAUUUCCCCCCCCCCCCUCCCAUCCGCUAAUUACUCUUCACUAAUAAAUGAUAGACUGUAUUAAUCAAUCACGACUGUAAAACUUUGUGUGGACUGAUCUGGGAUGGUUUAUUUACCAACUGGAAGUUUGGAUUUGACCUUGAUCCUCGGCUGCAUGACCUAAAACGUCUUGUACUUGAGCUUUUUCACUUCGUAUUCUAGUUCUUUAUGGAGAACUGAUACCAUCAUCUUUUCUAAAUUAAAUAAGCCGCCCAUCUCUAUUAAGCUCCUCCUUAAAUGGGCUUGAAAUAAAUAAGCCCUCCGGGGGGCUUAAUAGAGGAUUUUCAGUAUUGUUGUGAGUAAUUACAUGUACAGUAGCUCUGGUUACAACCAGGGUUAUUAAUUAUCCUGAACUGUGGCUCUUCAAUGGAAAUCUCUUGUAGGUGACCACUCCUGUAACCUCAAAGUUGAAUGAUAUUUUUUUUCAUUGAAGCAAGUAAAUAACAAAGCAAUAAUUAGCAUUUUUGCUCCUGGUACUCUGGCUAAAGUUAAAAAAUUCACAGGAAAUUUCUGAUCAGCCUCCUUUUUGUAAAAUCCUAAGAUUUCAAUAGUACCAUAUAAAAGCCCUGCUAUAAAAGAGGUUUCAUUUUAAAUUGUAGCAUCAUAGGAUUUUGUACAGUUCAAAAGUAGCAUGAGUGUCAAAAAUCAUUUAACUUGUCCACCUGACCACAACUUGGUCUGGUAGUGAUAAUAACUGCUGACAAACAUUAGACACUAAUAAACAAUGAUUAUUAUUAUUUUUAUUUGUUUAAAACUAGUUUUGUAAAUGUCACAUUAAUACAGCAACCGUCUUCUGCAAACCUCAUUAACAACGCUAUUCUUGUUAUUUGGUCAGCACCGUUUUGCAGUGUCAUGGUUUUAUUAAAUAAUUGAGUUUAAUAAUGAUCGUGAACUAGAACAGUCUUAACAUAAACAUUGUUAUGGGGUCCUUUUCUUCUUUGGACGAGGUUUAUUUUAAUCCUCUUUCUUUGGAAAUGUUUUUAAUACACCCAUUAUUUCUUCAAGAAAGUUCAAAAGAGUUCUGGAAUUACCAUCAGAAAAUUGGCUGGAGCUUGCUCAAGACUGGUGUUGCCAUGGUAGCAGUCAUCUGACAUCUGCGACAGGAGUGCUUGAACCAAGUGAAGAUGACUGCUUUGUAGGUGCAUACUACAUCAAGGUCCAUCCUGCAACUGCAGUGGCAAACAAUUUAAGGAUUUGUUCUGUAUGUUGAGAAUUAUUGUAUUUGCUUAAAGAGGGUGCAUGCAAUGUGAAUGUCUAAACACCUGGUAACAGUGGAACCUUGAUAUAAUGAAGGCUGCCAAAGGAAUGGCGGAAUACGUUUGCUAUAACAAGUUUUUGUUAUACCAAGAUCCUUUUCCAUAAAUUCUAGUCUUAUUGUGGUGAAGAAUAUUCAAGAAUAAUUAUUCCACAAGUGCAUGUCGGAUAUGAGAUGGUAGAUAGCCAAUGAGGCACGUAGUGCCGGGUUGGCUAUAAUCAUCUCAUAUCCAACAAGCGCGAGUGGAAUAAUUAUUGUUUUAUUAAAAACACCCACAAAAUAUCAAGAAUUAUUCCCGAAUUUAUUUGUAAAAACAACUGAUGUUCAGCUUGUUUUAAAUUUUUGAGCAGAUGCACACAGUUACCUUAUUUUGAGAGCAUGGUAUAAUGGCUCAUAUACCAUGAUGGCUAAGCCAGUCAGAGCUCUAGAAUUGUAUUAUCCAAUGAUUUAGUUUUUGAUAACAUUUUUUAUACCAAGGAAUUCAUUUUUGCCCCAUGUAAGGAAAUCCGGGAAAUUUUUGCUUGUGGUACCUGGAAUCCUGGGCUUUGGAAUCCAGAAAACAGCUCAAGGAAAGCGGAACCCCACUAACAAUUUGAAUCUGGAAUCUAAGUUCAACGGACAAAGAGUAAGAAAUCCAGGGGUCAAUCAAAUAAAACUAUUAAUAUUAUUAAAACUAUUAAGUCUCAUUUAGAAGUGUAACUGUUGUUUUUACAGACUAAAAACAUGGACGUCACUUAUAAAAGUUUCAUUUAAUUGGCUUCAGUAAACGACACUUGCUCUUCAUCGAAGUUUCUUAGAAAAAAUUAGUUUAUUUUGAUAUCGUUGUUCUUGUCCUUCAUUUUUUUUGGUGUCAGGGGGUGGACUCUUAUUCAAGGCUGGGUGCUUACUGUAUUUACCUUUCCUGCCUAUAGUGUGGGUGGUUAUUCAAGAUGAGCGCUCAUUAGAGGUUGGCGCUUGGGCGAAUAAAUACGAUAUUCUUUAUUUAGUAACUUGCAUUUUGUUUCCUGAGGUAUUUUACUUAUUUAUCAGUCGUUCAACAAUUAUGUUAAGUAAUAUAAAAAUUGGUUUAUACGAUGAAAAUUUGAAUAAAAUGCAUUGUCUUGUACUGCACAGGGAGAGGAUGAGGAUGAGAUCAAAUGUUGUAGAUGUAAUUCUUCAAUAGGAAUAGUCAUCAGAGAGGAUUCCAAUCUUCAUUCACUUGACUUAAAAGAUGUGUCAAGCUUAUAUCUCCAUAAACACAGGAUCAGCUUGAGACACAGUGACUUGUUUAGGUAAAGUUUGUUUCUUAAACUAGUUCUCUUUUGAAUUUUUUGUCGCUUCGUGAUGUUUAUUGGUGUUUGUUUUUUUUUUUACUUUAGAUCCUAUCGCACUGAAACAUUUAUUUCUAGUUGUUUAAUUUCCAAGUCCAAAGGUGCGGUGAACUUCAGGUUUCUUGUUCAAGAAUCCUUGCGCAGUGGAGAGAAAAUAACGCAUGCAUGUGUAAGUCAUUGUUUGGGUUACUGGUGAAAAAACUCUUCGAUUUUGCAUCCAUAAUUCCUCCAUCAAAUUCAUUUUGUUCGAGAACAUCAAAUACCUCGAGGUUUUGUUGUAUUUUAACUUCAUUCUCCUAGGUGUUUUAUGUAGCCUGCGAAAACAGACGACAUUUCGCGACGCCACCACUGGUUUCCCCGUGAAAUGACGUCUGAGAAACGAGUGCAGAAAUUCCAUACUGAUGACGUGUUACUGCCCAGAUCUUGGUAGUGCUUCUGAUUGGUUUGAUGCAAAUCUCCCACGCGGCACAACCAAUCACAAGUACUAACCAGAUCUAGGUUGUGACACGUCAUCAGUAUGGAAUUUCUGCGCUUGUGCCUCAGACGUCAUUUCGGUGGAAAACCAGUGCGUCGGCUGUUUUCUCAGGCCUGUGUAUUAGGGCGAGACACUGUCGUGUUUGAUGUAAUAUAUCAAGAAUGAGACGUAGUGUUUCAUCACCAGAUGAAAUACUGAGAAGAGAGUUGAAAAUACGACACGCAGCAGUGUAUUUUGGACGAACUUCGAGGUGUUUCAUCUGGUGAUGAAACAUGCGUCUCAUGGUUGAUAUUACUUCUCAAAAAAAAUAAUUUUAGAGGGAGGAUGCAAAAAUGAGCAGUUUUUCAUCUGAUUUCCAAACACUCAUUAAACAUUAAUUUCCUUUGUAUUAUCCUUAUGAAUUAUUGAUGAGUUUGAGAAAUUUGGUUCCAAUUUGUGAAUUUACCGAGGCACCUCUAUCAUCCGGACCAAGUUUCUUGGUGUAAAUAACUGUGGAAAUGGCGGUUCGGCCAAAACAGGCAAAUCAAAGGAAGUAAAAGCGGUGCCCUUACUAAGUACCUUGUGUUGAAGAAAAGUCAGUAGUAAGCUUUUUUUUCACUCUUGCCUUAAUUUUGCCACCAUUGUCGUUUACCACGUGGAUGACUUUCUUCUGGUCAAAUUAAUCAAUUGUACUAAAAAUUUAGUUUUAAUUUUAUUUCAGCUUUGGCUUUUUAAUGCAGACACCGCGGUGGUAACCAAUAUAGAACCUUGUGCGGACUUCCAUUGCGAAAAAAGACCCAGUGAAGGUGGAGCAUACUCGAUCACAAAUAAAGGUAGGAAUUGUUGAUUAAACCUGUACAUGUAUCGAUCCGCAGUAAAGUUUAUAGAGUCAAAGACUUUAAGCCAGUUGGUUCAGUACUUAUAUUGCCUAGAGAGAAUUAAAAAGACAAAUUAUUUGCAUUACAAGAAGUUCGCACCGUUGAAACGGGUACACUUCUGCAAAUCUCUGGUCCGCUUAUGCCUGUUUCUACUCUUCACAGUUCCCCCAGGCGUAUUUCGUUCGUUGUUCCAAUUUUGCAUAUCUCUCUUGUGAAUUGCUGAUUGUUGUAAUAUAUUGUAUUUCUGAGUUUAUUCCCUGGUUGUGAUUGGCUAAAACAUUCGCGCCAUUUUCCGCCGGUUUUGAAGUUGAGGUUAGUUUCCUGUUUUCGUAUGUUUUAUCUCCUUUAUAAUCAAGACAAGUGCAGUUAUUCCAGUUUUCUGAUUUAUAUUCCUGACCUAAGGAUUUCCGAAGUAAUAGUAGAUUGUGCUAUAAUCAUUUCAUGUAAUACCAUAUUUUGUCAUUCUCCUAGCAAAAUACAUGCGCGUAGUGAAGAUUCUCUACAAGGCAAGAACACUAGCUGAUAAGAGCAGUUGGUACGUAUAUUUAUUUCAUACAUGCACAUUGAAAUAUAUUCACGGUAGAGUUAAGUUGUAAACUUUCACAUGCAAAUUUAUUUAACCAAUCAGAUGCGCGAACGAUGUUUUUUUCUUCACUUGAAGUGCGUUUAAAUAGUUCGUCAAAAUGCACAAGUUUGCGUCAAGUUUCCCGCGAACUUUGAAAUUCUUUAUCACGAGCACGUUCGUACAAUGAAAACCAACCUGUUUGUGUACUGUAGGGGUUAAUGUGGAGCUUAAGCAACCGCCACCACGACGGCAACGACAACGUCAAAUUAAACAAUUGGUUUUAUGAGCAAAACAGCAUCUCUGCAUCUAAAUCACGCUGUCAAGUAUACGUGUAUUUCCUUGACGUCCACUGAACGGCUACAACGUGGAACUUCCUUAUGCAACGUUUUAUAGAGGACGUGAACGCACGAAAACCUUUCCUGUUUAACUGGAUACAGUCUUUAAGAAUUGACAAGUAGAGCGGGUCUAAAUAGUGGCGAUUAAGUUUGAAAGAACACAGAUUCAUUUUUUUAGCGGCGUUUUCACUGCUGUCGUCGUGGCUGCUUAAAGGUGAUAUUAAACGAGACGAUUCGCAACGACAAUUUUUCCGCAACACAGCGUUGCAACAUUGCUGCGACAUUGUUUUCGAAUUGUGAUCAUUGUCUGCGGUACUACAAAAAAGUAAUAUUUUUGUUAAACUUGGUCGUUAGCACAACGUUGUCUUUUCUUUACUCGAACAGAGACGAGAUUCAAGGUUACUCGAUGUAUACAUACAUCUAUAAAUGUACAUACUUUUGCAAUCCCUUCACGCAGUUUUUGUAGACCAAACCGGAAUCUUUUUGUCCGGCCUAUAUACCGUAUUUAUUCGAAUAAGCGCCCAACCUUGAAUUAGCGCCCACCUCGAAUAAGCGCCCAUCCUAAAGGCAGAAAAAGUUAAUAAGCGCCCAGCCUCGAAUAAACGCCAACCCCUCCUCCUCCCAAUGAAACUCAAAUAAGCACCCGCCCCCACCCCACCCACUUGAGUGAAUAAAUUCUAAUCAGAGACUUCCCCGAGGACGGGGGUUUCUUCAGAGUAUUUUACAAAAACCUUGCUUUGAUACUUCUUCGCGUUUUCUUCACAAAAUACUCCAUUAAAUAAUUAAUAUUCAAAUAAUUAUCUUCAUUACCUAGAACAUUAAGGAAUAGUGAUUAAAUUUUUUUUACGAAAAUUAGAUAUGUUGAGAGUCAGCUUGUCGGACUCUCAACUUAUUGCCAGUCUAAACCUAUUGCUUUUUUGUCGCUUUCGUUUCCGUCGCCGGAAUUGGAGCUCGAGGUUAUUAGUCUGAUGAGAAGUUGUUGUAGAAGAAAGACUGUGUAUCCCAAACGAACAUCUGGCCGUUGAUUUUUAUUUCCUUUAAUAUUCUGCAGGAAAGAUGAAGUAGCUGCUUGGGAAGAAAAUCCCUCUGUCGAAGUUCUUACGUUCGCAAAAGAGAUUUGUUUCCAUCUUAUUCUGCUUCUAUCACAGAGUACGAACACUAUAGCGCCUUCUUUGAGAGAAAUGAACGGGUUUAAGGUACGUAAAAGAAAAUGUAUUUGA
Molecule: messenger RNA, 7102 nt
Organism: Porites evermanni
Lineage: Eukaryota; Metazoa; Cnidaria; Anthozoa; Scleractinia; Poritidae
Source: the annotation of a GenBank genome assembly